Molecule: messenger RNA, 1516 nt
Organism: Lontra canadensis (Northern American river otter)
Lineage: Eukaryota; Metazoa; Chordata; Mammalia; Carnivora; Mustelidae
Gene: PTPN18
Product: protein tyrosine phosphatase non-receptor type 18
Biological process (GO): peptidyl-tyrosine dephosphorylation
Cellular component (GO): cytoplasm; nucleus
Molecular function (GO): non-membrane spanning protein tyrosine phosphatase activity
Source: RefSeq, a predicted model, not a curated record
GCGCAGCUGCUUAAGUGGAGCUUGCCAGGCGACCGCGUCAUGAACCGCAACUUGGACGCUGUGCAGAGCUUCUUGGAGCAGUUGGAGGCGCGAGGCGGCCAGGAGAGGGCGGUCCUGGCCGGCGAGUUCAGCGACAUCCAGGCCCACUCAGCCGCAUGGAAGAACGACCCUGUGUAUUCCACUGAGGCUGGCCGUCAGCCAGGGAACGUGAGGAAGAACCGCUACAAAGAUGUGCUGCCAUAUGAUCAGACACGAGUGAUCCUCUCCCUGCUCCAGGAGGAGGGACAUGGCAACUUCAUCUGGGGCACAGACGGAAGCCAGGCCUACAUUGCCACACAAGGACCCCUGCCUCACACCUUGCUAGACUUCUGGCUCCUGGUCUGGGAGUUUGGGGUCAAGGUAAUCCUGAUGGCAUGUCCAGAAAUGGAGAAUGGGCUGAAAAAGUGUGAGCGCUACUGGGCUCAAGACCAGGAACCACUGCAGAUUGGGCUUUUCUGUAUCACCCUGACAAGGAAGAGAUGGCUGAAUGCAGACAUCAUGCUCAGGACCCUCCAGGUUACUUUUCAGAAGGAAUGUCGUUCUGUGUACCAGCUGCAAUAUAUGUCCUGGCCAGACAGAGGAGUCUCUAGCAGUCCGGAAUUUGUGCUCACCAUGGUGGAGGAAGCCCGUCGCCUCCAGGGAUCUGGACCCAGCCCCCUCUGUGUCCACUGCAGCGCGGGCUGUGGGCGGACAGGUGCCUUGUGCACUGUGGAUUAUGUGAGACAGCUGCUCUUGACCCAGAUGAUCCCACCUAACUUCAGCCUCUUGAAUGUGGUCCUGGAGAUGAGAAAGCAGCGGCCUGCAGCUGUGCAGACAGAGGAGCAAUACAGAUUCCUAUACCACACGGUGGCUCAGAUGUUCUUCUCAGCACUCCAAAACACCAGCCCCCUUUAUCAGAAUUUCAAGGAAAAUUAUGCCCCAGUCUACAAUGACGCCCUCUCCUUCCAGACUUCCCAGAUGCUUCCCACCACACGGCGCCCACCCGGCCAGGUCCUCAGAAGCAUCUCGGAGCCUGGGCCCCCGGCCCUCGCCAUGGCGGACACGUAUGCGGUGGUGCAGAAGCGCGGGGCGCCGGCGGGCACCCGGGCGGGGUCUCGGGGGCGCGGCGCAGAGGAGGGGCCGCUCUACAGCCAGGUGACGCCGCGCGCCCGGCGGCUGCAAGCGCACGCGGAGAACGCGCGUGGGGUGCUGCCCAGCGGCGUUCCUGCUGACCAAAGCCCUGCUGGGCCUGAUGCCUAUGAGGACGUGGUGGAUGGAGCUCAGAGUGGUGGGCUAGGCUUCAACCUACGCAUUGGAAGGCCUAAGGGGCCCCGGGACCCCCCUGCUGAGUGGACCCGCGUGUGAGUGCUGGACCCUGCCUGCCUGUUGCCCCACGUGGGCACCUGGACUGCUGACGGCCAUUCUUUGCUAUGUGAAGUGUUGGGAAUGGGAAAGCUGGUCCUGGAUCAAAAUAAAAGUUUCUCAGGGUGGAAAUGUA